UCCGCAACAUCCUGACUGGCCGAGGUUGGUGAUCGCAGGCAGCGGCGAGCCCACACAAGACGGAUGAAUUAAACCUCGUUUUUUUUUCUUUGUUGACGAGUUGUGCUGUAAAGAGUGUGGCCCUUAAGCGGAUACAGCAUACAGAUUCACCAUGGGGAUCAAGUCUGCUCUCCCCAGAUAUGAGCUGUAUCUCUACUCUGCCGUACUUGCUGGGGCAUUGAUAUGGGCAGGCAGUUGGAUAUUUGAAGCUUCAAGUGAUAAUAUAAACAGAAAGGCCUUCAAGGAAAGUGUGAAACCAGGAUGGCAUUACUUUGGCAGGAAAAUGGAUGUUGCAGACUUCGAGUGGGCGAUGUGGUUCUCUUCAUUCCGCAAUCAUAUCCUUUUUGCUCUCACCGGUCAUGUGAUCUUUGCCAAGAUUUUUACCCUGGUAGCUCCAAAGAUUGGUAUAAAUGGAUGUAAGCACAGAUCCUUGAUCUUUGGCCUGUAUGGUGGCUUGGCCGUUCUGGUCACAAUGGGCUGGACCUACAUGGCUAUGGUUCUGUCUCACUGCAUCAUACUCUACAGCGUUGCUCUGGUCAAGAAGAAGUGGAUGUGUUUUGCUGCAGGACUGAGCACGCUGGCUUCCAUCAAGCUGGAGCCGUAUAAUGCCUGGCAGGAGGCCAUGGUGACUGGUUCUUUCAACCUUCAAGACAUCCUGUUCUAUGGAGGCCUUGGCUUCAGCAUCAUGCGCUGUAUGAGUUUUGGUUUAGAGAACUGUGAGAGGAAGGAAGGAAACUACACCUUCUCUGACCUGCUGAGAUACAACUUCUAUCUCCCUUUCUUCUUCUUUGGGCCUGUGAUGACUUUCGACCGCUAUCAUGUCCAGGCAAACAACACUCAGCUAACCCGCAAGGAAAGGGAAAUGUGGAACAUCACCACUAAGGCCUUGUUGCACCUCGGAGUUAUUCUGGUGGUCGAUGUCUUCUUCCACUAUCUUUACAUCCUGACAAUACCCAGUGACAUGAAGCUGGUUACCAAGCUUUCCGACUGGUGCCUGGCUGGGCUGGCUUAUUCCAACCUGGUGUAUGACUGGGUGAAAGCAGCUGUAAUGUUUGGUGUCAUCAACACUGUGUCUACACUGGACCACUUGGACCCUCCUCAGCCUCCCAAGUGUAUCACCAUGCUUUAUGUCUUUGCUGAAACGCACUUUGACAGAGGCAUCAAUGACUGGCUGUGCAAGUAUGUUUAUGAUUAUAUUGGUGGGGAUCAUGAUAAAAUCUUUAAAGAACUUCUUGCAACCGUCUGCACUUUCUCUAUUACCACCUUGUGGCUGGGCCCAUGUGAGCUGGUUUACAUCUGGUCAUUUUUCAACUGCUUUGGCCUCAACUUUGAGCUGUGGGUGGCCAAGUUCUUCUCCCUUCCACCAUUUUCUAUCAUAGAGAGAACUAUGGGUGAAGCCAUGUCUCGAAGGAUCAGAGGUGUGUUCAACGCUGCCAACUUCUGGUGCAUCGUCCUCUACAAUGUUCUCUCCCUGAACAGUUUGGAGUUUGCCAAAAUGGUGGGCAGAAGACUGAUUUUCAAAGGAUUUCCUCUGUCCACCCUGUCUGUGCUGCUCGUGACCUACUGUGGUGUGCAGCUGGUGAAGGAAAGGGAGCGACAACAGGCCCUGCUGGAUGAUCCGGAACCAGAGAAGCCCAUGGAUGGUGGCAAAGAAAAGGCAGAAUAAUCAGAAAAAAAGCUAAAGUUUUUCAGACUUCAUGAUUAAAAGACCCUCACACGGUUCCAUCACCAGCUUCACCAGCUGUAACAGAACCAGACUUUAACAACCAGUUGGCACUUGUGUUGUUCACAAGCCGACAUUUUUGCUUUUGCUUCUCAGAAGCAAGGCAAUUUCUUAUUUAACUGAAAGUAUCCUCAAGUGCACUUGCUGUAGAUAAUCACCUCAUUCUUUGGCACAAACACCAAUGCUGCAUUUUACAUUUGUAUUUAUCUCAACAAAUAAGCAAUCAUUAGCAUGUUAUAAGCCUUAAAAAAAUCAUAAGAGUGUAGAAGGACAUUUAAUAUUGUAAACUACUUUUUUACGAUGUGUCCAUGCUCAUAUCUUAAUUUCUUUCAGAUUUGAACAUUCUUACCUUUUAUCACCAUCAUUAUCAUAUAUUUUAAUACAAAUAUAUCUUUAUUUUACCUUAGAUGCUUUAGAAGCUAUUCCGACCACUCAAUCACAAUGAAAUGGGUUAAACUUGAAAAAAAAAAAAAAAAAGCUUCCCGGUGAUUGUAAUCUUUGUUCUACUGUCACAAAGCAAAAACACUGUAUUUUAGAUGUUUCAAGAUGAUGAAGAGCUGAAUGUAGUUGAAGCAGUAAGAACUGUCUGGAGAGUGAUUGCCUUACUCCAUUGCACACCAUCCACAGGAUUACUGUGGCAUGUCAGACUAUCUUUCCUCUCACAUGCUUCAGACACACACACUUUGCUAUCAAAGGCAUUGGACUCAGCAGGGAAUAUGGGUCAGUCUCAUUCUGCUGUCACCAAAAACCUGCUGCAUUUGCUCAGUACAGCAGGAAGAGAGGAACACUUUGUGAAGAUUGUAAUGCCUUUUGUCAUCAAAGGUUUUCUUUUGACUUGAAAUAAAGUUUUGUUUCAUUCAGGGGUGAAA
This is a messenger RNA of Melanotaenia boesemani (Boeseman's rainbowfish), 2631 nucleotides long. It is a transcript of the gene hhatla, whose product is annotated as hedgehog acyltransferase like, a. Gene Ontology annotation, cellular component: endoplasmic reticulum. The coding region runs from base 152 to 1705 and encodes 517 amino acids. Gene Ontology annotation, biological process: negative regulation of N-terminal protein palmitoylation. NCBI's taxonomy places the organism in Eukaryota, Metazoa, Chordata, Actinopteri, Atheriniformes, Melanotaeniidae. Gene Ontology annotation, molecular function: acyltransferase activity. The transcript is spliced from 13 exons. The record is from RefSeq and is a predicted model, not a curated record.